This is a messenger RNA of Letharia columbiana, 1110 nucleotides long. RefSeq lists its product as uncharacterized. Bases 1 to 1110 code for a protein of 369 amino acids. The record is from RefSeq and is a predicted model, not a curated record. The transcript is spliced from 3 exons. Lineage: Eukaryota; Fungi; Ascomycota; Lecanoromycetes; Lecanorales; Parmeliaceae.
AUGAUGGCAGCCUCUGGCGCUCCGGACGUCAGUCGUUUCGGCCUCUCACAAGUCUAUGCCCCCAUUGGUGGGGGACUUGUCGACGUCGUCUUCGUCCACGGUCUAAACGGCAAUCCACAUAAUACAUGGACGAGCGAAAGGUCAAAGACCUUCUGGCCUGCACAGCUGCUACCACCUAUACUCACUGAUGAGAGAGCACGGAUAUUGGUGUAUGGAUACGAUGCGGACGUCACAUCUUUCACAGACGGGGUAUCCACAGACAAAAUACACAACCACGCCGAGCAUCUUGUUGCGGAGCUGGUAGCCAACAGGCGGAUCCGAAAAGCUUCAGAACGUCCCAUCAUCUUUGUCGCCCAUUCUCUUGGCGGACUUGUGGUCAAGCGUGCCCUGAUUUACUCGUCCGAGAUCCGUGGGAUCUAUACUGAACAUCUACGGUCGAUAUACGUAUCCACGUUCGGAAUACUGUUCCUUGGUACCCCUCACAAAGGCUCGGACGUUGCGGAAUGGGGCUCUCGCCUGGAGUGGAUCUGUAGCGUCGCUCUACCAAGCAGGCUUGUCGACACCCAGCCUCAACUGGUGGAUGCCUUGAAGAAGAAGAACGAAACUUUACAAAAUAUCGACCGUCAAUUCAUACAGCUUAUGAAUAGAUUCCACGUUUAUUUCUUCCACGAGGGGAAGCCUACCAAUCUGAAAGGAACCUUGAAAUACAUUGUCGAUGAGGAAUCGGCAUCUCCAACUGUUCAGGAUGUCGAACGUGCUAGUAUCCAGGCGGAUCACUCCCACAUGUGCAAGUUCGAAAGCGAUGCUGCUCCAGGCUUCGAUCUGGUGGCCGAAGGGAUACAACGAUAUGCAGGUGAGGCACCAGCAGUUGUCAGUGGACGUUGGGAUGAAGAAAAGAAGGCACGGCUUGCGCAGAAGCAAGCUGCAGUUGAGGAAUUGAUUCCAGGUAGUUUGAAAGCAACGCCUCAAACAGACUCAUCCAGCACCAACUCAUCUACGCCUGGUAAGAAACAAUUGGCAUUACCUGGCACCGAGAACCAAUCCCCUAUGCAAGACUUUGAGAAUUACGAGGUUGAGGAACCCGCAGAUAAAGACAUGGAAUUGGCUUGA